UCCGGUUCCAGUUGGAGAGCGGCGUUUUCCCGAGCCCGAGGGCGGGCGCGGACUACAGCUCCCGGCAUGCUCCGAGGCCACCGGCCUUAACCCUUUAAGGACCGGGCCGCGCUGCGCCCCGCCCCCACCCCUUCCCUGGACCCUGCAGGAGAUGGAUGCCCCCAUCGACACACUGUCCUUUGGCCACCGGACAUCAUGCCUCCCAAGAAGGAAGUUCCCGUGAAGAAACCACUGGGGCCUUCUAUCCCCAAGCCUGCUGCCAAGCCUGCAGCAGGGGCCCCUCCAGCCAAUCCUCCAGCAGAGGCCCUUUCAGCCAAGCCCAAGGUUGAGCUAGUUGUCCCUACUGCCUCUAAAGCACCCCUGGAGCCCCCCAUCGACCUCUCCAAAGUGGUGAUCGAGUUUAACAAGGAUCAGCUGGAGGAAUUCAAGGAGGCCUUCGAGCUGUUUGACCGAGUAGGGGAUGGCAAGAUCCUGUACGGCCAGUGUGGGGAUGUGAUGAGGGCUCUGGGCCAGAACCCCACCAACGCCGAGGUGCUCAGGGUGCUGGGGUACCCCAAAAGUGAUGAGCUGAAGUCCCGGCGUGUGGACUUCGAGACUUUCCUGCCCAUGCUCCAGGCAGUGGCCAAGAACCGGGACCGAGGCACAUAUGAAGACUACUUGGAGGGGCUUCGGGUGUUUGACAAGGAGGGGAACGGCAAAGUCAUGGGAGCAGAGCUCAGACAUGUCCUCACCACCCUAGGAGAGAGGAUGACCGAGGAGGAGGUGGAGACUGUUCUGGCAGGACAUGAGGACAGCAACGGCUGCAUCAGCUAUGAGGCCUUCCUGAAGCACAUCCUAAGCGUCUGAGCUUCCAAGAUCCCGUGGGGCCGGACACCGGCCACCCCCGCACCCCCCGACGGAAGCAUGUUUCUGCUACUAGGAGGCCACCUAUGUUUCCAAAUAAAGAGACGGUUCCUCCCUUG
Molecule: messenger RNA, 962 nt
Organism: Choloepus didactylus (southern two-toed sloth)
Lineage: Eukaryota; Metazoa; Chordata; Mammalia; Pilosa; Megalonychidae
Gene: MYL6B
Product: myosin light chain 6B
Exons: 8
Coding region: 196-846 (216 amino acids)
Cellular component (GO): myosin II complex
Molecular function (GO): calcium ion binding; structural constituent of muscle
Source: RefSeq, a predicted model, not a curated record